Messenger RNA from Venustampulla echinocandica, 2418 nucleotides. RefSeq lists its product as uncharacterized. Gene Ontology annotation, cellular component: glycerol-3-phosphate dehydrogenase (FAD) complex; cytoplasm. NCBI's taxonomy places the organism in Eukaryota, Fungi, Ascomycota, Leotiomycetes, Helotiales, Pleuroascaceae. The coding region runs from base 1 to 2418 and encodes 805 amino acids. Gene Ontology annotation, molecular function: glycerol-3-phosphate dehydrogenase [NAD(P)+] activity; 3-deoxy-7-phosphoheptulonate synthase activity; NAD binding. The transcript is spliced from 7 exons. Gene Ontology annotation, biological process: carbohydrate metabolic process; aromatic amino acid biosynthetic process; glycerol-3-phosphate catabolic process. The record is from RefSeq and is a predicted model, not a curated record.
AUGGCUACUCUCGGUGCGCCAACAAAGAAGCACAAGGUGACUGUGGUGGGAUCUGGAAACUGGGGCUCGACAAUUGCCAAAAUCGUCGCCGAAAACACAAAGGCCCAUCCCCACCUUUUCGAGGAGAAUGUGCAGAUGUGGGUUUUCGAGGAAGAGGUUACCAUAGCAAAGGACUCUAAACACUAUGAUGCCUCGGUGGGCGACGGACCGCAGAAGCUGUCAACAGUAAUCAACAAGUGCCACGAGAACGUCAAAUACCUUCCCAACAUUGCCCUUCCGAAGAACGUUAUUGCGAAUCCAUCCGUUGUCGACGCCGUCAAAGACUCUACCAUUCUCGUUUUCAAUCUCCCUCAUCAGUUCAUCGGUCGCAUAUCGAAACAAUUAGAAGGCAACAUCCUCCCCUUCGCCCGAGGAAUCUCCUGCAUAAAGGGUGUGAACGUAACGGAGACGGAGAUUAGUUUGUUCAGCGAAUGGAUUGGUGAAGGCCUCGGUAUCUACUGUGGUGCUUUAUCAGGAGCAAAUAUUGCCAGCGAAAUCGCAGCUGAGAAGUGGUCGGAGACUACUAUCGCAUACGACCCCCCGGUGAUUGAUUCACGGGCCGGGACGCCAGCGGGACCUUCUCCUACCAGCUCGCAAAUCAACCUCACAGUCACAGAUACGGAUGCCAAACAGAAAGAUGCCCGAGGACGUGUGACCAAGGCGAGGCUGGUGCCCGUUCCAGGCGGUUACCCCGCCCUCGAUCACGCUGUUUUCAAGACCUUAUUCCAUAGACCGUACUUCCACGUCCGACUGGUCUCAGACGUCGCGGGUGUAUCUCUCGGCGGUGCGUUGAAGAAUAUCGUUGCGCUGGCCGCUGGCUUCGUCGACGGACGAGGCUGGGGUGAUAAUGCCAAGGCUGCCGUUAUGCGUGUGGGCUUACUGGAGAUGGUCCAGUUUGGCAAGGAAUUCUUUGGACACUCAGUCAAUUCAGGAACCUUCCUCGAAGAGAGUUGUGGCGUUGCGGAUUUGAUCACCAGUUGCAGCGGAGGCCGAAACUUCAAAUGUGCAAAGAUGGCCGUGGAGAGGGGUGUGAGUGUGGAUGAGGUUGAAAAGACCGAACUAAAUGGGCAGAAGCUACAGGGAACUAGCACUGCUAAGGAAGUUAAUUCGUUUUUGAAGUCGAAGGGAAGGGAAGAUGAAUACCCGUUGUUUAAAGCUAUCUAUGAUAUUCUAGAGGGGCGAAAGUCAGUGGAUGAUAUCCCUGAUUUGGUUGCACGCGCAGAUGCGUAUAUAAAUCAAUUGGUCAUGGCUCCUACAUACCAUAUUGAAAACCCCAAUUUGGGCAACUCAGCAGAUACAGAAGACUGGCGAAUUCGAGGUUACAACCCAUUGACGCCGCCGAACCUCCUCCAACAUGAAAUUCCCCAAACCCCGAAAUCCAAAGAAACCGUUCUGAAUGGACGCAACGAAACCGUCGCGAUCGUCAAUGGCAAAGACCCCAAGAACCGGCUACUAGUCAUCAUUGGACCAUGCUCAAUCCACGAUCCCGAGGCCGCUCUCGCAUACUGCGAUAGACUCGUCGCCCUAAAACAAAAAUACGCAGAUGACCUCCUAAUAGUCAUGCGAUCCUACCUCGAGAAGCCGCGCACGACAGUUGGAUGGAAGGGGCUGAUCAACGAUCCUGAUAUCGAUGGUAGUUUCCAGAUUAACAAGGGGCUGAGAUUGAGUAGGCAAUUGUUCGUGGAUCUGACAUCGAAGGGGAUGCCACUUGCGAGCGAGAUGUUGGAUACGAUUUCCCCGCAGUUUUUGGCCGACGUGCUAAGUGUGGGUGCAGUGGGUGCUAGAACCACGGAGUCUCAAUUGCAUAGGGAGUUAGCCAGCGGGCUGAGUUUCCCGGUGGGCUUCAAAAAUGGUACAGAUGGUACCCUUGGGGUGGCUAUUGAUGCCAUUGGAGCUGUGAAACAUCCUCAUCAUUUCUUGUCUGUCACAAAACCAGGCGUGGUCGCUAUUGUAGGAACUGUGGGUAAUGAGGACUGCUUUGUCAUUCUGAGGGGUGGCACAAAGGGCACAAACUACGAUGCCGAGAGUAUCAAGGAGGCCAAGGCUGCGUUGGCGAAGAGUGGUGUUAAUGGUCGGCUCAUGGUUGAUUGCAGUCAUGGUAAUUCGUUGAAGAACCAUAAGAAUCAACCCAAGGUUGCGGCGACGUUGGCUGAGCAGAUUUCCAAGGGCGAGGAAGCUAUUAUGGGCGUUAUGAUUGAGAGUAAUAUAAACGAGGGUGCCCAGAAGGUUCCUCCGGAGGGUAAGGCUGGUCUGAAAUAUGGCGUCAGUAUCACGGAUGCUUGCAUUGGGUGGGAGGACACGGAAUCUGUGUUGGAGGGGCUUGCCAAAGCUAUCCAGCAGCGUAGGGAAGUGUUGAAGAGUACUAAUAGUCAGUCUUGA